Prunus armeniaca (apricot) is the source of this 570-nucleotide messenger RNA. Lineage: Eukaryota; Viridiplantae; Streptophyta; Magnoliopsida; Rosales; Rosaceae. The record is from the annotation of a GenBank genome assembly.
AUGAUCGUGAACACCAUCAGGUUUCAAUGCAGAGCUCCUUCGCGAGACACGCUCAUAUAUUCCAAGCCAUACACUAGGAGGAUAGACAACUUGAGGAUGCCGACCAGAAAUCAACCCCCCAAAUUCCAACAAUUUGACGGAAAGGGCAACCCAAAACAACACGCUGCACACUUUGUCGAAACAUGCAACAAUGCUGGGACAGAGGGUGACCACUUGGUGAAACAAUUUGUUCGUUCCUUAAAAGGAAAUGCAUUUGAUUGGUAUAUAAACUUAGAGCCUGAGUCCCUCGACAACUGGGAUCAGGUGGAGCCGGAAUUAUUAAAUCGAUUUUAUAAUAGUCUUCGCACUGUGAGCAUGAUGGAAAUCAGAAAUACCAAGCAUGGAAAGAUGAACCCAUUGUCAAUUUCAUCAAUCGAUGGCUCUCGUUGUGGCUGGAUUGCAAGGACAGGCUUUUGGAGAUAUCGGCAGUUUAGAUGUGCAUUCAAGGGAUGCAUUGGGGAGUUACUCUACAUUCUACGAGGGAUUAAACCCUGCAAAUUUGAGGAGCUAGCCACUCUUGCCAUGAUUUAG